Messenger RNA from Lotus japonicus, 2192 nucleotides. RefSeq names its product aquaporin NIP1-2-like. Gene Ontology annotation, molecular function: channel activity. Lineage: Eukaryota; Viridiplantae; Streptophyta; Magnoliopsida; Fabales; Fabaceae. Gene Ontology annotation, cellular component: membrane. Gene Ontology annotation, biological process: transmembrane transport. The record is from RefSeq and is a predicted model, not a curated record. Bases 1167 to 1946 code for a protein of 259 amino acids. The transcript has 5 exons.
UCCUUAAUCAAAACUGGACUAGUCAGGAGUGACCUGACCACUCUUUCGCGACUCCUCUACCAGGCGAGUGACACCACCGACUGGCAAACGACUCCUAUAUUUGGUGAGCUAUUAGCCGCGACCUCUUUCUUAUGCGGGUGAUCCCGUUGUACAUUCACCACCGGCGAUUCAUGUAUUAUUAUCAGUUUUAGGCGAACCUCAUUCCCUUUUUUGGGUGGGUUAAGUUUGGAUGAGUUAUUUUGCACCAAGGCUUUGAUUCAUGUAUUUAGGUUAUACACCUCUAUAAAAUUGGAGAUGACUUAUUGUAAUGGAUAUGUUCACUUGAAGGGGGCAUGUUAGGUGUAAGUCUUAGCCUAAUACUAAUUUCUUGUAUGUUUACAUAGCUAACUGUUGUGUAAUAGAGUUAGUUAGCAUUAUUGGAGUCUGUCAGAAUUCUGUUACAUUCUGUUAUAAGUAGUUGUUAACUAGUCGUAUUGUUCCUUAAGGAGCCACACUGCACUUAAUCCAAUAUCAGAGAAUAGCCAAUGAAAAAUCAUCAAUUUAGAUUGUUUGUUGCAUGUACUAAAAAUAGAGUUCAAAGGUUAAUCUCUUUUGUUUCCAAUUUAUUGUUGCAUUGCCAACUUCGUUUUCCAAUUAGAACGUGCCAACCCAUACCAUUAGACAGAAGAACAAAUAAACCCAAAAAUAAGACUUAUCCCAUUCAUGCUCCUUUCUGCAUUUAUGGUGGAUAGAAAUAUGACAGUAAACCAAAUAUCAUUAGAGAGUAGACCAAAAUAAACCCAAAAAUAGGACUAAUACCAAACAAGCAUUCUUUCAUCUCAUGCACAGCUCACAAGCUACAAAUAUCACAGUUUGCAUAGAUUAAAUUUUAUCUUAAAAUUACGUUACAGAGUGGAUCAUGAUUAUGAGGUUUGAUUAUCCAAAAAUAUACAGAAACACUCAUGAACCGGGCUGUACCAUCGCUGAAUAUCCUUCUCCCAUUCUGCUUUUUUAGGACUUUUGAGUGCCAAUAAAUUGGCAUUGCACUCUCAGUUUUUCAUAUAUCACCUUGUGCUCUAACCUUCAAGAGAUAAAGCCUAUUCUAUAGCAUUCUUUGUCAAAGCAUAACAUAACAUUCUUCUCCCACCACUUCUAAUUAGCCUUUUCCAUAUUCUUUGUCGAUUGCAAUGGCUGAUGAGGUGGUUUUGAAUGUAAACAAUGAAGCCUCUAAAAAAUGUGAUAGCAUUGAAGAAGACUGUGUGCCACUUUUGCAGAAGUUGGUAGCAGAAGUGUUGGGCACAUACUUUUUAAUAUUUGCAGGUUGUGCGUCGGUGGUGGUGAACCUUAAUAAUGACAAGGUGGUGACACUUCCUGGGAUUGCAAUUGUUUGGGGACUGGCUGUUAUGGUUUUAGUUUACUCUAUUGGUCACAUCUCAGGUGCUCAUUUCAACCCAGCUGUUACCAUUGCUCAUGUUACCACCAAAAGAUUUCCCUUGAAGCAGGUACCAGCUUAUAUAUUAGCUCAGGUCAUUGGAUCCACCCUUGCAAGUGGAACUCUCAGACUUAUAUUCAGUGGAAAAGAUAACCAUUUUACAGGAACACUUCCUGCUGGUUCUGACCUGCAAGCUUUUGUUGUUGAAUUCAUAAUCACUUUCCUCCUCAUGUUCGUCGUCUCCGGAGUUGCUACUGAUAACAGAGCGAUUGGCGAGUUGGCUGGGCUUGCAGUUGGAUCUACAGUAAUGCUAAAUGUGUUGUUUGCAGGGCCAAUUACUGGAGCAUCAAUGAACCCAGCAAGAAGCUUAGGACCUGCAAUUGUGCAUAAUCAGUACAAAGGAAUAUGGAUAUACAUGGUUUCACCAAUUCUGGGUGCAGUGGCUGGUACAUGGGCCUAUAGUUUCAUCAGAAUCACCAACAAGCCUGUGCGUGAACUCACCAAGAGUUCCUCUUUCCUUAAAGGAGCUAAGUGAUACACAAGAGUCAAUGUAUUAUUUUCUCUUGAUCAUUUUGUUGGUUUGAAGAUCACCAUGUACUAGGGUUCAACUGUAAGAAAGAAUCACUAGCUAGUGUGUGAAAAGUAAUCACUAGUUAGGGGUUUUUUGCAAAUAUAUAACCCAGUAAAACAAGACAGCCAGUGGGAAUGUAAACUAAUGUUUCUAUCAAUUUUUUAACUUUAAUUUUUGUUAAUUAAAUUGGAACUUUAAUUUAUCUCUUUA